Molecule: messenger RNA, 4239 nt
Organism: Antechinus flavipes (yellow-footed antechinus)
Lineage: Eukaryota; Metazoa; Chordata; Mammalia; Dasyuromorphia; Dasyuridae
Gene: GSG1L
Product: GSG1 like
Exons: 9
Coding region: 94-1062 (322 amino acids)
Cellular component (GO): plasma membrane
Source: RefSeq, a predicted model, not a curated record
CCCGCCCACCCGCACCCACCAGCUUGCUUGCCCCCAGCCCCGGCUUCCUUCGGGCUCGCUUGGUCCUUUCCCCCGCGAGGAGGGCGGAGAGGCAUGAAGACGAGCCGCCGGUGCCGAGCCCUGCUGGCCGUGUGUCUGAACCUGCUGGCUCUUCUCUUCUCCACCACCGCCUUCCUCACCACGCACUGGUGCCAGGGGACUCAGCGGGUGCCCAAGCCCAACUGUGGCCGAGACAAGAAGACCAACUGCCUCAACUACAGCGGCAACAGCACGGUCAACGACACGACCGGUUCCCACGGGGUGCACUACAGCUGGGAGACCGGCGACGACCGUUUCCUUUUCAGGUAUUUCCACACGGGCAUCUGGUACUCCUGUGAGGAAAACCUCAGUGGACUUGGUGAAACAUGCCGGAGUUUUAUUGACCUGGCUCCCGCAUCAGAGAAAGGUGUGCUUUGGCUGUCUGUGGUUUCAGAAGUGUUAUACAUCCUUCUCUUGGUCGUCGGAUUCAGUCUCAUGUGUCUAGAGCUCUUCCACUCUAGUAACGUCAUAGAUGGGCUCAAGCUCAAUGCCUUUGCUGCUGUCUUCACUGUGCUAUCAGGUCUCCUGGGAAUGGUCGCCCAUAUGAUGUACACUCAAGUGUUCCAAGUCACGGUCAGCCUGGGACCUGAAGACUGGAGACCUCACUCCUGGGACUACGGCUGGUCUUUCUGCCUAGCCUGGGGUUCUUUCACGUGCUGCAUGGCAGCCUCAGUCACCACACUGAACUCUUACACCAAGACCGUCAUCGAGUUCCGGCACAAACGCAAAGUGUUUGAGCAGGGAUUCCGGGAGGAGCCAACUUUCAUUGAUCCAGAGGCUAUCAAAUACUUCCGGGAGAGAGUGCCAAGGAAGGAAGAGACCUUAAGGAUCAUAAGAGUUCAAGCUUCUCAUAUGACCGGAGUGAGGGUGGAAGUUAAAUCCCAAAAAAGGAAUGAGAAGGGGGAUGGGACCGAGGAUGAAGACUUCCGACUAGACUGCCACCACAGCCGAUACCCAAAUCGACUGCAGAACACCCACCUCUAGAUGACCCAAAAUCUCUAAGAAAAUCUGGCUCCAUGGCCCCAGCAACCACCCCAGUCUUUUCCACCAGACAGAAACCCCUAUACACCAUCCCUUCAGAACUCAGCCGAAAGAGCUCUGCAGAGCAGAGCUAAGUGCCGUGAGAAGACUCCUUUCCCUUUGUCCUUCCCCCUCCACUACAAGAUGGCAAAAGCCCAGGCAUAGCAGCAUCUGGCCACUCCAGCUCAGCCCAUCCAGGAUCCCGUGGAAUAUCCAGUCCCAUCUCCUUGAGUUUUUGACUUGUGCCCGGCCCAGCCAAUCACAGGAUGAGCCCAGGUUCCAGCCUAGACAACCCGAGGCCUUACCUGGCAACCAGCCCAAUCAACCAGAGGCCCUGUCUUGGAUACAGAUUGGCCCCUACCGGCUUUUUUUCCUGAGGUCCCAUGAUUCAGUGGGGAAACAACCUGGCCCGCCUCACAAUGAAGUCCGGAGAGACACUGGAUUCAGUGACCUCAAGCAUCAUUUGGAUACAUGACCCGGCCUCCAGCUCAGUUUUCUCAAGCUGGCUCUCAGCCCCUGAGACCGUCACUCAGGGUGGGCUAAUGGAGACUACUGAAUAUGGAGCCCAGAUACAUGGGAUCAAAUGCCAGUUUGGGCAAGCCCCUUCUUCUCUGAAUCUUGGUUUCCUCAUCUGCAAAAUGAGGAGUUUAGAUGAGAUCAUGUCUAAGGUCCCUUCUGGUCCUAAAGCCUUUUCUCCAUCAGAGCCACACCCCAACACAGAAUUCUAGUCGUGAUGCAAAAGCACAAGGCCCAAAGAGACAAGCCUUUCCAGGGGCUGUUCCCAGAGAGAUGGCCCCUUCUCAAGCACAGCUGGCUGACACCGAGUCAGAGGAGGUGGGGAAGAGGCUGCUGGGUGCAAGAGGAUGCUGAUCCCUUUGGGUCAAUUGGACCAGGAAGGGGAGGAGGAGAUCCAAGGAGAGAAGAGAGAGUCUUUAAGAAGAAGUACUGAAUCAGGGAGACCCGAGCCUCUGCCUGUUGCCACCAGAGGUGCUACAUCCUGAGCAGAAGCCCAGGCAGUGAGGACCGCUCCAUCCAGGAAGCACCCACAGUCCUUGCCCCAGCUUUUGGGGGAAUCCCUCCCUCCUCUGGCUCCACCUGGGGCAGCCGGCCUGCUACACCAGCUUCCAGCCCCGAAGGGACCCCCAGCUGUAAGCCAAGGACUGCCACAGCCUGAGAAACUCCUCUGGCUCAGGGCCUGGCUCUGAGGAAACACUCUUACAUCUGGAAGUGACCCUACAGAGCCCCCCAUCAUCUGCUCUUCCUGUGGACCAAGGGACCCGAUUGUCAUUUUUUCUUUUCUAAAAAUAGAGUUCUUUAUCAGAUUCAUUUCAUUUGUAUAUGUUUGAUACUGGUUUUAUAGGCGCCAGCUCUUGUCCCUUUCUGGGGAUUUUAUUCCUGGGGAAUGAUCAUUUUCAAUGGGGAUUUUAUUCCUGGGGAAGCAUUAUUGGAAAGUCAGUAGGGAACCUCUCCGGCCACCCUUCCUCUCUCCAAGACCACCAAACAUUGUCCACCUUGUCUUCAGAGGCCCCUGACGACACUGGCCAUCUCUACUCCCCUCAUCCUCCCUCACCCCCAAACAAUUGAAAAGGCAGAACUCAGUGGGGACCACGCCAGGAGGUCCAUAUGUAGUAACAUAAAUAUCAGAUUUAGAGUCAGGGGAUCUGGGGCAGACCCGGCUCCAUUACCCUUUCUGUGUGGCUUUGAGCUCCCUUUUACAGUUAAGAAACUGAGGCCCAGAAAAGAAAAAUGACUUGCCCACAAUCACACAACAAAUCUGCAGAAGAGCCAGGAUGGACCUGGAGUUUGCAAUCUGCCCAAUGGAGAGAGUGGCCACCUCAACCGAGUCCCAGAGAUUUGAAGUUGAAGUAAAUAAUAGCAAUAAAAUAUCGAAAAGAACAACAGAAAACUAUCAUUAUUCACUUCAAUUUCAAUUGCAUUGUAUUAAAUAAGCCUAAUGUUGUAUAGUAUAAUAUAAAUAUAUUGUAUUUAAUAUGGUAUAUCAGUAAUCUGUGGUAUUGUUGUUCUAUUAUGUUCUCUUGGUGCAAUGAAAAAUGUCAGAGGACUUGGGUUCAAAUCCUCCUCCUGAUAUUUACUACCUGUGUGACACUGGGUAACUUUGCUGUGCUUCAGGUUUCUCAUCUGUAAAAUGACAGGGUCGGAUACUCUUUGAAGUUCCAUAUAUAUACUGGACAAGUCACUUAACCCUCAGUGCUCUAGGACUGAAAAUUGCAGAGGAGCGAUCAACUUGCAUUAGGAGAGAGAGUUUUCAUCUAAGAGUUUCCUACAUUGAUGAAAUUCCAGGUGCAGUCCCUGUCCUAUCUUCUAUUAUAAAUGUUGGCCCCAUAUGGCCCCUUACCUCCUCUAACAAUAUUUGUGUUCAUUAUUAUUAUUAUCUUCCAUUUAAAUUGUUUUAUUCUUGUUUCCAGGACCUGAGAUUUUGUCACUGUGGGCUUCUCCCUCCACUGAUGCAGAUCAAAACUCUUCUGUGCCUUAGUAGAUAAGCUUUAAGAAUUAUUGGGGCUGAAAAAUUCAUCACCUUUAGGCCAAGCUGGUGUUGAGCUCUGAAUUUAGCCGAGCAUGUCCUCAGACAAGCUCCUCGAUGAGUCUAUCCCCCAGCUGCUUCUCGGAGCUUUCCCAGCUUAAGACCGUGCUCGGCUGGCACUGCCUUUGAGGACCCAGAGCUGCCUCCACACCAUGCGAAGCAUGGAAAAUUCAUUAAUUGAUUGACUCUAAAGGUUUAAUAAUAAUAAUAACUACCUGAACUCUCUUGGUCCCAUUUUAGGAGAAUAGAAAGUAGGUGGGCAUCUAUUUACGUCAUCAAGUGAAUGAUCUGUUAACAGGGGGCUGGGGAGUCUCAGUGACAAACCUAAGGAAUCUUCUGGGGCUCAGGAAGGGUCCCCAAUGCUCUUGGGAGUCCCCAGGGGGCUGGAAGGCAAUCCCAGAACCAAUCAGAAAGUUAAUGAAGCUGCAUUAUGAUUGUGCUCCCUUGAGGGGCCUGCCUUUCUCCGCCAAAGGCCUUUGAAGAAAAAGCAGAAGGAAAGUAAAUUGUUGGGACUCUAAUUUUCUCAGACACGGAAUCACUGCUGAUUUCCUGCUCUCCAGGCUGCAGGUCCUCUUGCAUUCUUUUCUCCCCCUCCAGGC